AUGGAUUUAAUGGAUCUUAUUUUCCUGUUGUUGCUCUUUGUCCUUACAAUGGCAUUCUUUCUGAAAAGGGGCAGUUUCUGGAACGCCAGCAGACGAGAUCUUCCCCCAGGACCGAGGCCGUGGCCCCUCAUUGGAAAUCUCCUCCUUCUAGACGUGAAGAGGCCUUACAGAACCAUGUCCGAGUUAUCCAAGCGGUAUGGUCCUGUCUUCAGCUUCCAGCUGGGAUUCCAGAAAAUAGUCGUACUGACCGGCUACGAGACUGUAAAGGAAGCGUUGGUGAACCAGGCAGAUGCCUUUGCGGAGAGGGCUGAGGUCCCAAUCUUUGAAAACGUUUCAGAAGGCUAUGGAGUUACUUUUUCUCAUGGUGAGAACUGGAAGGUGAUGCGGCGGUUUAUGCUAGCCACGUUGCGUGACUAUGGAAUGGGGAAGAGGACCAUUGAGGACAAGAUUGUUGAAGAAUGCCAUUUUCUAAUACAGAAAUUUGAAUCUUACCGAGGAAAACCCUUUGAGAACAACGUAAUCAUGAAUGCUGCUGUUGCCAAUAUUAUAGUGUCCAUAUUACUUGGCAAGCGAUUUGAAUACGAAGAUCCUACUUUCGUAAGCCUACUGAACUUGAUCAAUGAAAAUGUCCGGCUUGCUGGAAGUCCCUCAGUCACGCUGUACAACAUGUUUCCUGCUCUGGGUUUUCUCUUUGGUGCUCGCAAGACUGUCCUUGACAACAGGGAUGAAUUGCACGCCUUCAUCCAGGCCUCCUUCAUAGAACACCUCAAAGAACUGGAUGAGAAUGACCAAAGGAGCUUUAUUGAUGCUUUUCUAAUCCGACAGCAAGAGGAGAAGGACAAGAACAAUAUUAAUGAAUUUUUCCAUAAUGAAAAUCUAAAGUCUGCUGUGAGUGAUUUAUUUGCUGCUGGCACGGAGACCACUUCGACUACUUUGCGUUGGGCCCUGUUGCUGAUGAUGAAGUACCCUGAAAUUCAGAAUAAGGUCCAGGAAGAAAUUGCAGUGGUGAUCGGGUCUGCUCAGCCUCAGAUUGAACACCGAUCAAAACUGCCCUAUACAGAUGCGGUAAUCCAUGAAGUUCAGAGGUUUGGUGAUAUUGUUCCUACAAACCUGCCACACGCCACCACUGAGGAUGUCAUUCUGAAAGGAUAUUUCAUUCCGAAGGGGACGCAUGUCAUCCCAUUACUGUACUCUGUGCUAUAUGAUGAAUCUCAGUGGGAAAGACCGCUUCAGUUCUACCCUGAGCACUUCCUUGAUUCCGAAGGAAAGUUUGUAAAGAGAGAUGCCUUCAUGCCUUUCUCCGCAGGUCGGCGAAUGUGUGUGGGUGAGACCCUUGCCAAAAUGGAGCUCUUCCUCUUCUUUGCGAGUCUCCUGCAGAGAUUCACUUUCCAGCCAGCCCCUGGGACAUCUAAAGAAGAUCUGGACCUCACCCCUGCAGUUGGGUUUACUACGCCUCCGAUGACCUACAGUUUCUGUGCUUUGCCACGUUCUUAACAUCCA
Euleptes europaea (tarantolino) is the source of this 1500-nucleotide messenger RNA. RefSeq names its product cytochrome P450 2K1-like. The record is from RefSeq and is a predicted model, not a curated record. The transcript is spliced from 9 exons. Gene Ontology annotation, molecular function: iron ion binding; heme binding; oxidoreductase activity, acting on paired donors, with incorporation or reduction of molecular oxygen, reduced flavin or flavoprotein as one donor, and incorporation of one atom of oxygen. Gene Ontology annotation, cellular component: intracellular membrane-bounded organelle; cytoplasm. Bases 1 to 1494 code for a protein of 497 amino acids. NCBI's taxonomy places the organism in Eukaryota, Metazoa, Chordata, Lepidosauria, Squamata, Sphaerodactylidae. Gene Ontology annotation, biological process: xenobiotic metabolic process.